AUGGCAUAGAACCAAAUAGUAGGAGCUAUAAAAAUAAAGGAUGGAUUGUUUAUUGGAGAUGAAUAUGCAUCUUAGGUUUGGUAUUUGAUUCAAUAAAGGAUCGUGAAUUCAUUAUGACAAAUAAAGUCACUCACAUAAUAAAUUGUGCUGGAACGGAAGUAUAAAAUAAAUGGACAUUAAUGGGUGCAAAGUAUUUAACAUUUAAUUGGUUAGAGUAAGAUAAUGAAGUAUUCAUUAAAAAUGAUAUAUCUAGGUUUUAUUUGAUGAAAGAAGUGAAAAUGUUAAUAAAAUAUUUACAUUCAUAGAAGAAUGUUUUCAAUAGGGAGAGAGUUGUUUAGUCCAUUCAGUUAGAGGAUAGAGUAGAGCUUGUUGUGUACUUGCUGCAUAUUUUAUGAAAAAGUUCGUUAAAUAUUUAAAUUUAAUAGAUAUUCAUGGACACUGUAUAAAACUCUUGAAUAUUUAAAUUCAAGAAGGCCAGAUCUUGAAAUUAGAGCAUCAUUCUUUUAUUAAUUGAAUGCAUUAGAAAAUAGAAUGACCAAAUAAGGACCAAAAAGAACAGCCUCUUGGAAUGAGUUAACUUCUGAUGAUCAAAACCCAUCUUAAGUGUAGGAUGAAUUAAUCAUUAGAAAUACAUUUCUAAAUUCACACAAUCGACCUGUAGAUGAAAUAUAUACAAAUUUGUAAGCAAAAUAAGUAUGAACUCUUUUUUUUUAUAUAUUUUAAGGGAGUCUUAGGAAAAGUUACAAAUCAGAAACUAAAAUGGAAGGAUUAAAUGAAUAAAGAAAAUAUGUCAUUAGCAACUAUUGUAUAUUCUGGUUCACCUGAUUUUGUUCCUGUUUCUGAAAUCAAUUUAAAAACCGAUCCAACAACACCACCUAUUUUAAAAGUAUAUCUUAAACUUUAAUUAGGGAGCAUAAAAAAAUUAAUCUUUAUUAGUAUAACCACCAAAAUAACCAUAAAUUUAGUCUAAUUUUCCAAAGAGUUCUAAUAAUGCACCUUAAGUGAGAGCUGCUAGUAGUAAAUCUUAAUAAUAAGAUUAAAGUGAGCUUUAAUUGAAUUCUAAUAUUACAUCAGCAAAUCUAACAAAUAAUCCUUCAUUUUAAAAUUUAUUGAUGCAUUGUGCAAUGAAAACAAGAACUCCUUAAUAAUAAUAAUAAUAAUAAGAAUAAAAUACUAAGAAAAAUACUUUAAUUAAUAAUUUAGUUAAACCAUAAAUUGAUAAUCAAAACACUUAAGCAAUUUCUUAAAUUGCUACUAAUUUGCUUUAAUUUCAAGCUUAAGCUAAUCCUUCUACUGGAAUUAGAAGCAAUUCUUUAUAAUAGAAUGAUGAUAAAAAAAAUUAAGCAGACACUAAUAAUAAUAAUAGACCAAGUUCUGUUAAAUAAAAAGAUAAUUAACCUUCUAUAUUAACAAAUUUUUAAGAAUUCAAAAAUUAAGUAUAACAAUCACUUAAUUAUUUUAAUAAAUAAUAAGAAACAAUCUCAAAUUUGGAUAAAUAAUCAUUAUAAUCUUAAACUACUUAAUUAACAACAUAAUCAAAUACAACUUAAUAACAAUUACUCUUAUAAUAAAAUAUUACCCAAUAAAAAAGUAAAUUAGAAUAAUUGAUUAGUCCAACAUUGAUUUAGUAAAUGAAUUCAACUAAACAUUCUGAAAUAUAAAAAACACUUACUUAAUCAAUAUCUUAAUUAUAAUCUAGUUAUCAGAAAUUUUAGUAAUUGCAAUAAAAAAAUUAAAUAAAAUCAUCAUAAUCUUAAUCCUGUAUUUAAAAAUAAAGUGCAUAAACUAAUGAAAUUUUUGUUGUUUCUAAUCCUUCUGGAUUGAAUUUAGUUAAAGUUUAAGAAAGAAGUACUUCCUUAACUAAAAAUUCUGAUAAUACAGAUAUUAAAAAUAGACCUAAUAGUGCUGAAGUUAAAGAAGGAUUCAGAGGAGUUAAUUAAACAAAAAAAGAUAGCUUAUCUCCAUUUUAGAAAGAUGCAGUCAAAAAAAUUACUUAAUAAGGUCCUCCUUUACCUUAAUCAAGCUCUUAAAUUUACUUAAGAAAUGUUUAAUGUAGGAGAUAGGCUGCAUCAACAUUAAGAAAUUAAUAGAAACCAAAUAAUUCCUUUUAGGAUAAAUAUUUGAAUUAAAGUGCUAACUAAGUUUAAAAUAAUAGUAGUUUUAAUAACAAUAGUAACUCAGCAAUAGAAGCUGAUUAGAAAUAAUCAACUAAAGGAGUAGUUUCAGAUUUAAAUCAAUUUAAAAAGCUCAUAUCUCCUUAAAAUUUAACAAAAAGUCAAGCUUAGUUUGUUAAAAAUUAACCGAUAAGAGUUUUAUAAGAAUUAACUGAGAAAACAUAAUCUUAAAAAUAAGUGUAUGUUUAUAAUUUAAUCAUUAGAAAAGCUAAAGAUAAUAUAUCAUCCACUAGUUUUACUUUAGUUUAAAAACCAUCCACUGUAAAUACUAGAACCUUUUCCCCUGCCAUAAAAAGUAUAUAUUAUAAUAUUAAUAUUUAGAUGAAACUAAAAAUAAACCAAAUAAUUAAACUAAUGUAAGAUAAAAAGUAAGAAACUCUUCGCCUGGAAUAUCAAAAGAUCAAGAUUCCUCUAAUUCAUUAUAAAAUAUAUCAUAAACUUUUUAAGGCAAAAAUAGUUGGAAAAUGCUAUGA
This is a messenger RNA of Paramecium pentaurelia, 2647 nucleotides long. The record is from the annotation of a GenBank genome assembly. Lineage: Eukaryota; Ciliophora; Oligohymenophorea; Peniculida; Parameciidae.